CGCAGGUAGUAGUACAACAGCCAUGCUGCAGCAGCUCGAUCUCGCGGCCGACGCCGAGGCCCGCUUGCAGGAGCUAUUGGCGCCGACGCUUCGCUUGCCGUCGACGCAGGACCAGUUCCGCACGGGGCGUCGGACGCUCAAGAAGAUCGAGAAGGCGUACGACACCUUGACCGCGCUCGGCGUACCCUUUGCGCUCAUCGAAGAAGGGCUCGCGCACGCCAACGACGCCGCCGGCGCGCUCCGCUACAUCUGCUUGUACCACUCGAGCAGCGACCUGCCGCCGCGCUUCCGUGCCAACGUGCCCAAGCCGCCGGCCGACGAUGCUGUCUUGGAAGUCGUCGCUGCUCCACCGCGGCCCAUGGACCUGGACGCAGCGAUCGCAACGCCGGUCGUCGCUGCGCCCAUCAUCGACGCAGCAAGCCUUGCUGAGACACAGGCCAAGGAGGAUGCGGACCGGGCAAAAGAGUGGACGCGCCGGUACAUGGAAGCGCAAGCCAACAGCGACAAGGAGGACGACGAAGAUGACGAGAGUCAACUGUCGCCCGAGGCGCGCAUGUGGAAGCUCGAAGUGGCCUGCGCAAAGAGCGUUGUCGACGCGCAGCGUGCCAAGCGCGACGGCGGCGAUGCGAAGCGAUGGAAUGCCGAGAUCGCACGCCUCCGACGCGAGAUGCGCGAGCUCGAGCUGUACGUGGACCGUGCCAAGAUGGCGCCCGUGCCCACGUUCGAGCUGGACGACGCUGCGACGGCGCCACCGCCGGCCACGGCUGCGACGGCAACGACAAGUGCAGACAACGACGACGACGACAACGACGACGACGACGACGACGACGAGGGCGGUGGUUUGUUUGGCAUGCUCGAAGAGAGCGCGCCCGUGGCGGCCAUCGUGCCGACAGCUGCUGUUGUCACCUCCGUGCUCGCCCCCAUCGACACCAACAUUGGUGGCAAGUGGACGGGCAAGUCACCGCGCGUGCAGCUGCAAGACUACUGCCGCAAGCAAAAGUGGCCCACACCCGCGUUUACGCAAGACAAGACGGCCGGCAAGUUUAGCUUCUCUGUCUCGUUGACGCCAAGCGCCAAAGCCAAGUCGAAAGCGGUCGCCAAGGUCGUUUCGCUGCCCGGAGUCUUGUACGCGACGAUGGACGGUGCGAAAGACGCCGUGGCAACGCGCGCGCUGUACGAGCUGGCGCCCCACUUGCCGCUGCACCGAGGCUUCCCGCCCUUCUUCCGCGACAUGUGGCUCGACUGGGAGCGCGUCAAGGACGACGCCAAGGCAGCGGCGCAGUCGGCGUCGCGGUCAUCCAAAGACGCCAUUGUCCAAGCACUCUUUCGUCUUUGCAAGGACGAGAGUGCAGUCGACGCAUCGGACAAAACGACCGUUCGCACGACGCCGCCGCCGCCGGUACCCGCCGUUGUCCUCGACUCGUGGGACGACGACGACGACGAGGAUGCUGCAAGCGGUGCCGUCGCAAACGACUGGGAAGCGGCUGUUGCUUUGCCAGUGACACCACUCGUCGAUGAACGUCUCCGGGCGCAAUGGCGGGACCGUGUCCAGAGCGCCAAGUACCAGAGCUUUGUGGCGAGCCGCAAUGCGCUGCCGAUGGCGGCGUACCGAACGCAGAUCCGCGACGCUCUCCAGUCGCACUCAGUCGUGCUCAUCUCGGGCGAGACAGGCUGCGGCAAGAGUACGCAAGUGCCGCACUUCCUCCUCGACGACCUCCUCUCAGCCGGCCACGCGUCGGGCUCGAUCAUCUGCACGCAGCCGCGCCGCAUCGCUGCGAUCGGUGUCGCCGAGCGUGUUGCGAACGAAGUUGGCGAGGUCGUCGGGAAAGGCUACGUCGGGUACAGCAUUCGCCUCGAGCAGCGCAAGAGCGCGCAGUGCAAGCUCCUCUUUUGCACGACCGGCAUCCUCUUGCGGCAGCUGCAGUCCAACAUGCACCUCGACGGCGUCAGUCACGUCAUCGUCGACGAGAUCCACGAGCGCGACGUCCAAAGCGAUGUCUUGCUCGCGCUCCUCCGGCGACUGCUCCGGCGCGGCGCGCAGCUCAAAAUCGUGCUCAUGAGUGCGACGCUCAACGCCGCGCAGUUCCAGCGCUACUUUGACGACUGCCCGCUCCUCCAAGUGCCCGGUCGGCUCUUCCCCGUCGAAGUCCGGUAUCUCGAAGACGUCUUGGAAGCCACUGGACACAUUGUCCACGACGGGUCCAAGUACUGCAAGCCGGACGGGCAUUUUACGCAGCAGUCCAAGGUGUCGGUAUCGAGCCGCGGCGGCAACGUCAACCAAGUGACGCUGUCGUGGUCGACGCGUGACGUGGCGCCGACGUCGUGGGCAGAUGACAGUGGCCUCGACGCCGUAGACGGGUACUCGGCGCGGACGCGCGAGAUGCUUGCAAAGAUCGAUGCGGCCGUCAUCAACUACGAGCUUAUUGAAGACCUUGUCGCGCACAUUCUAUCCUCGCCCGACCACGAUGGCGCGAUCUUGGUGUUUCUAAGCGGCCGCGGCGAGAUCCGCGCGCUCUUGGAGCAGCUCGAUGGCAACCGCGAGAUUGCCACCCGCUGCGUGCUCCUGCCGCUGCACGCGUCGCUCUCAUCGUCCGAGCAGCAGCGUAUUUUCCAGUCGUACCCGCGCAAGACCAAGGUCAUUGUGAGCACGAACCUCGCCGAGACGUCGCUGACCAUCGACGACGUCACGGUCGUCAUUGACGCCGGCCGCGUCAAGCAGAUGCGGCACGACGUCAAGACGCAGACGUCGUCGCUCACCGAAGUGUGGAUCGCCAAGGCCAACGCCAACCAACGGGCGGGCCGCGCGGGCCGUGUCCGACCCGGUGUGUGCUACCGCCUGUACCCAAAAGACACGUUCGAGUACGAGCUCCAGGCGCAGCCCGUGGCCGAGAUCCACCGUGCACCGCUCACGUCCCUUGCCCUGCAGCUGCACACGCUCGUGGGUCAGGAUGCGCCGUCGUUCUGGGCCGAUCUGCUCGAGUCGCCGGCCGACCAGGCGAUUUUGGAUGCGACGAACGAGCUCUCGCAGCUCGGCGCCGUCACGCCGCAACAAACGCUCACGGCGCUGGGCAAACACCUCGCCGCCUUGCCGCUCGACGUGCGCGUCGGGAAGCUCCUCCUCUUUGGCGCUAUCUUUCAGUGCCCGGGUCCGAUCGCGAUCAUCGCUGCGAUCUUGGAAACCAAGAGCCCGUUUGCAGUGCCCUUUGGAUCCGAGCGGGAUGCCAAGGCCAAGCGCGCGCUCUUUGAGAGUGCGAGCCAGAGCGACUUGCUAACCGACUUGGCGGCCUACGACGCGUGGCAGCGGUCGACGGACCGAGCUGGGUUUUGCCGUCGCAACUACCUGCACCCGGCGGCGCUCGAAGAGAUUCGCAAGCUCGCGGCGUCGUUCGAGCAGCUCCUUGUCCAACUCGAGUUUCUACCGCGCGACUAUGCGAAGCAGCAAGGACGCUCGAAUGGCUUGGCCAACGACGAGGCGGUGGUCGCUGCGGUCGUCGCGUCGGGCUUGUACCCGAACGUGGUCGACGUGCAGGUCGAUGCGACCAGUGGCGUGGUCCGGUUCUGGGAAAAGAAGAAGCAGGUGCAUUUGCAUCCGUCGAGCGUCAACCACGGCCGCAAGACGUUCUUGACGCCGUACCUUGGCUACCACAUCAAGCUCCAGACGUCGCGCGUCUACGUUCCGGUGAGCAGUAGCAUCACGCCGUAUGCGCUGGCCUUGUUUGGCGGCGCGGUCGACGUCGAUGUGUUGCAGCCAGCGCCGGCGCUGGUCGUGGAUGGAUGGCUGUCGAUUCCGGCUAGUGCCCGGACGGCGAUGCUCGUGCUUGAACUUCGAAAGUGUCUGGCCGACCUCCUCCAACGCAAAAUCGAUGCGCCGGGUUGCGACGAUGCGCUGGCCAAAGACGCGAUCGAGGCCAUGGCGCUGCUCUGGAAGAACGAACUCGAGCAAGUCACAUGCUCGUCCUAGAUGCUGACCAAAGCCAGUUGUGGAACACGUUGUAGCUAUAGUCGUGUGGAUGACCAAGGAUUCGCUUCGACGUGCGUACCGCCAAUGAUCUAUUAUCUAC
This is a messenger RNA of Saprolegnia parasitica CBS 223.65, 4061 nucleotides long. RefSeq lists its product as hypothetical. The transcript has 7 exons. The coding region runs from base 23 to 3961 and encodes 1312 amino acids. Gene Ontology annotation, cellular component: intracellular anatomical structure. Lineage: Eukaryota; Oomycota; Saprolegniomycetes; Saprolegniales; Saprolegniaceae. Gene Ontology annotation, molecular function: RNA binding; ATP binding. The record is from RefSeq and is a predicted model, not a curated record.